Messenger RNA from Closterium sp. NIES-67, 3638 nucleotides. Lineage: Eukaryota; Viridiplantae; Streptophyta; Zygnematophyceae; Desmidiales; Closteriaceae. The record is from the annotation of a GenBank genome assembly.
CCAGCUGUUUCUGUAUGUCCAGAUUAGCAUCCUCCUCCCCCCUAAUCUUGGUCCAUAAUUGUGCAGCCUUCCCUCGCGAAAAGGACGCAUCGGCUCUACGUCCACGCCUGAACCAAAUAUGUCGUCGCGAACACCCGGAAUUAUAGGCGCGGCUUGUCCUAGUUUUGCCAUGGCUUGCCGGACUUCGCGCGGACACGGCUUGUCCCACCCGCAGGAGUCAUCUCGGGGAUCCUUAUGUCGGGGAUUCCCCACCCUAACCGGGCCCAUAAUUAUAGAACCCACAUUCGGCGACGUAACGUUGUACGAGCUGCAGCGAUUACAGGAGCGCCGAAGAUAUACGACGUACGCGGAAAUUUUAGGCACCACGGCACGGACGAAGAGUCUCACACACGGUCGGCCGUUGGCGCGCCAGCAGCAGCAGCAUUUGAGUCAAAUGGCAGCAACUCAAAUGGCAGCAGCAGCAGCAGCUGCAGCGACAUUUAUGUACGCGCUGCUUCAUCCUUUUGUCGCUGUCAACUCACUCUCUUAGCAUUCGAUCCUCGUCGUUGCUAGCUACGUGUCGCUGAUUCCGCAACAGCUGAUUCCACAACAGCUUAUUCCGCGACAGCUGAUUCCGCGACAGCUGAUUCCGCGUGUUGGUCGAUAGCUGGGUGUCUCAUCCCUCCACCAUCCAUCCGCCUGUCGGUCGUGCGCCUGCUUUUUCCACAUUUCCGUGACCCUCGUCCUUCCCGCUUGGAUUGGCUCUCAUCCCGAGACUCACUCGGAAACGCAAAAGAGAGACUGGUCCGCCCACGUGGCAUUGCUGCCAACUCAUCCUCGUCCAGACGUCAGAGCCUCACGAAGCUGCUUCGUAGCAACCUCAUCUUAGAAUGGCGACUGCUGUGUCCGAGCGAUCGCCUCCCCAUGGCGGAAUGCGAGCGUCGCUUGAGACGCUCAGUGCGCGUCGCCCGAGGCCAGCCCCGGGUCGUCAGGGCGGUCGUUUUCACGCCCUUUCGGCGGCUCAACUUGUGCUUCUCGCGCUGCUGGCAGUGGGAGUCACAGGCCAUAAGAAGGCUGCUGCUGCGUACAGCAGUGCGAGUCUGCACGCUGCUGGGAAUUCCAUGCGGACCUUGGGACGGUGGCACGCGCGGGAAGCAGAAGCGGCUGGAGGGAGAGCAUUGAUAGACAGGAGGAGCAGCAGCAGCAGUAGCAUCAUCAGGAGCGGCAGCGGGGAGCAAGGGGAGCAAGGCGAGGAGGUUCCCGAGUGGGCGCGGAGCGAGUUGCGGCGGUGGGAGGCUGCGCAGGCGCGAGAACGCAGGCGGACGGCGGAGAAGGCGGAGAUGGGGCGCGCGCUGUGGGCAGAGACGGAGGCGGGGUUUGAGGCGCGGCUGGCGGAGUGGCAGGCGCAGGGCGCGCGGAUGCAGAAGGUGGCGGAGAGGAGGAGGGCGAAACGGGCGAGACGGGCUAGGAGCAAGUGGGCCCGGGCGCAGAGGGCACAGGCACGGGCACGGGCUGAGAGCACGAGCAGUGGCGUUUCUGGGGAUGGUGGCGACGUUGGCAGUGGUGGCAGUGGUGCUACUGCUGCUGGCGCUGCUGGUGGUGCCGGUGGUGUUGGAGUGGCGAGUCUGACAGAGGACGAGCUGACGGACCUCAUGCCCGGAGGCACGCGAUCCUGGCAGCACCUCAAAGCCACCACCACUGCCCGCCCUCCCUCCUCCUUUUUCCCCACGGCUCCCACCACCACUCCCUCUUCCUUUUUUCCCACCGCUUCCUCCUCCUCCGUUGCAGACGGGAACGAAACCUCCACUUUCCCUUCCACUCUCUCCUCCUCUCCCUUCUCCACUCCCUCCUCCUCCGCAUCAGAUGGGAACGACACCUCCACCUCAACCCCCUGGGAGGAGCGUCGCCCCUCGGGAGACUCCCCCUGCAGCCCCAGGAGCACUGGCCCUGUGAUCAACGUGACCUCUGUAGCCGACAUUCUCUCUCGCAUGCAGUAUCCGCCCACGCAGACUGUCACCCUCGUGCUGCUCGCCUCUAUCUCUCUCAACCGCUCUCUACUCCUCGAUUCCAAUUUCUCCUGUACUAUUUUCCGGGCGGACUCGCUCCCCAGCCAGCACGCCCUGGAGAUCACGACGGAUACUGAGCCUGUGCUGCAGGUGCACAAUGCGAGCAACAUAGUGUUUAUUGGCAUUUCUCUGAGGAGCCCGGUCAGAAACGGGUCUGCUUAUUGCGAGUCGCUUCCGGAGUAUGGGGCGCUGCUGGGGAACGACCUGCUGUGCCCAGCUCUUCUCAUCUACAGGUCCUACGGCAUCCAGUUCACUCAGGCAUCAGUGAUCGGCCGCAUUGACGUAUUUCGCUGCGCGUACACGAAGCUGGACUCACUGUUUGCCACGGCGCCCUGGGACUAUGCGUACCACCCCGGGGUGAUCCGCAUGGGCAUGAGCGGCAUUGGAGUCAACCUGACCUCGUCUGAGAACAUAAUUUCCAACAAUGACCUAUUCGGGGCCUGGGAGCUCAUCUAUCUCUACCGGGGCACCAUCGGAGCCACAGUUCGCAACAACUUUUUGCACGACUACCUCUUUGCGGGCUUCAGGUGUGGUGCGGACGUGCACUUUGCGUGGGACUGUGCGCUGACCACCGUGGCGCACAACUUUGUGUUUUCCCCUCAGAAGAAGGACCUCACGGGGGACUCAGCUGGCAUCUACUUCUGCACGCACUGGUUCAACCCCGGAAACACGGUGACCUGCAACUAUGUGAUUGGCGGCGACCACUGCUACUACCUGGACUACUGCACGUCAGGCGUGGUCAUCCAGGGGGGCGUGUGCCUGCAGCUGUGGGACGGGGUGAAGCUCAACAAUGGCAAACGCAACCACAUCCGCAGCCUGCUCAUGGUGGGGCUGGGGCAGAGCCCCGGCUACAUCACGUGCUUCACAGUCACUGUCAACCACUGCGGGAAGGACCCCGGGUCGUACUGGGAGGCCAUGAGGAAGCUCUACUAUGACACGCCCGAGAUCAAUAAGGAAUGGCCCUGGAUGAAGCACGUGUGCCGGCAGACGCGCAUCGGCGCGUACAGCUGCAACCCGCGCGGGCACAACGCGCUCACGGCGCACGAGACUGGAGCGUGCAGUGGGCUUGCGACAGAAAACGAUGUCGAGUACAUUGUGGUUGACCCCGACACGAGUCGGGAUGCGGAGUACCGCUACUGCGAGCGAAACCCUGGGGCGCAUCAUUUGAACCGGCAGGUGGUGUACAGGUACAGUGGCGACGAAAUGAAAUUCGCCGAUUAUAAAAAUGAGGAUUUUGCGGUUACGGAGGGGUCUGUGGUGCUGGCAAAACACCCGGAGUUUGUUUCGUGUCCGAGAAAGGAUGUGGGGACCAAGCCAGUGUCGAUUCAUUCUUACUACAAGGAUUGGAAUAUCCCGGAGCCGUCUUUCUUCCAGGCCAUACUGGAUUUGCCUUACGAGAUGGUGUUCAAUAAUGAUCUCUACUAGGCUUUAGGUUCAGAUGUUUAGAUUUUAUGGUAUGCCAUAUCGGCCAAGUGCCCCUCCAUUCUUGCCUAGAGAAGCAUACCGUUAUCACCCGGAUAUAGGUGUUAGAAUACUAGAAUAAUUGAAACAAGGGAGAACAAGAGAGAUUAGUGUUGGGGUUGUACCCACUAA